AAAUCUUCCCGACUUGCGCCAAAGAACACAACCACAAACAACAAACAACCACAGCACCAACCGACCGACUGGAAACAAACCAUGGACCGAACGGUGGACUUUGAUGGGCUGGCUCGCAGGGCGAAGCAAGGCGCGCGCGGGCCAGGAGCUCAGCAGGAAACAUCGGACAGAAGUACUAUUGACCGCCCAAGCAAAAGCGCACACGCGUUGCACUCUGCCUUUGUCGUGGAAGAAGACAGGCUGGCGACGCUGCUGCAGGAGCUGCUGCAAGUGCUGAACAAACCGCAUGCCAUCGUUGCCGCCUCCUACCCUGUUCCAACAACGUCGACUGGACUACAUGAAGACGACGAAGGUGUCGCCGCUCAAGGCAUCGCUACCGCCACAACUGGUUCAGCACAUGUGCGGGGCAUCCACGAGCAGCACGGGCUGCGGCAUCGCCACGCAGGCAACGCACCCGCGACACAAACCCAUCACAACGCACCUGCGCGCGCAUCUGUGCUGCCACAACGGCAGCAACACGGCCACGGCCACGACAGGGCACCCGCAUCAGCACCACUUGAAGCACAAGCUCAAGCACACAUGCAAUGGACAUGGUACGACCCGUUCACCACGGCCAAAGCCUUGCAGGAGGCGCAAGCUGAUGUGGAGCGUGUCAGCCAGGUCCUGCAGAAGCUGCAGCAGCAGUUGGACGGUGUGAAGCCGGAUCUGAACGGCGGCAUGCAGGCCUUCCACUCCAACACGCUGAAAGAGCUCAAGGCACGCUGCGUGCUCGCCCUGGACCUGUGUCACCAGCGAGCGGCGCUGAGAUGGCGCCAUGAGGCCAUGCGCACGUGCACAACCGCAGAUGCAAGGCAGCUGUACCUCAACCUCCCGCGCUUGGCAACACGGUCGCAGGGGUUUGCCAUGGGUCUGAAGCGGAAGCAGGCUCGCCGCAGAGCAAGACGGAGCCCCGAAGGAAACCGUUCGCAGGCGGGCGCUGUGGCUGAGGCGGGUGUUGAGGAGGAACAGCACAACCGGGAUGGUGUUGAUCGCCGUCAUGGUGCUGCAACAACUACCACAGGCGCAAGCGCGACAGAACCGGGACUGACAGAGCCGGCAGCCGAAGCGAGCAACGCACGGCCAGAAAAGGAUCCACUGAGCAUGCCCAACUCCUCCAGCACAAGUUCCUCCACCAACACUCGCCGCAACAGAGGAGCAAGGCAAUUACUUGGUGAACAGCAGCACAACAGGGCUGGUCGUAGCAUGGAUGGUGGCAAUCAGGCCCAGGGUGGUGGUGUUGGCGGUAGUAGCGACGAUGCGUUUGACCUUGGGAGUAUGCUAGCGGAGGUGCCAGAGGCGUGCACGCAAGCGCUGAAGCAAGAGCAUGCGCAGCUGCAGAACACGUGCCACGACAUGCUGCGAGACAUUGGCGCUAUGCACGCGCAGGUGGGGGAGAUCAGCAAGCUGCAGCAGCGCUUCUCGCAGCUUGUGGACACGCAGCAACAGACCAUCACCCACAUCACGGAGGCCACUGUGUCCACGCUGGGCAAUGUGAGUGCAGGCAACCGUGAGCUGAAGGAGGCGAGCAGACACAACCGCGACUUUCGUCUGGUCAUUAUUGUCUUCUUUGCUGUGCUCACUCUUGCUCUGCUGUGCCUUGACUGGCUACACGCAUGAUUUUGUGUGUGUGCGUGCGUGCGUGUUUAUGUGUGUGUGUGUGUGUGUGUGUGUGUGUGUGUGUGUGUGUGUGUGUGUGGAAAAGGUACGUGUCCAUCUUUGCACCUGUCUGUCUUUCUGUCUGUUUGCCUGUUUGUCCUCACUUCUGUCCUUUCUGUCCUUUCUGCUUGUCUGUCUACUUGUUUGGCGCGAGCUUUGCUUGUGCUCUUCUUACACGCAGCGCCGUUUGUUUGGCUUUGUGUUUUCUUUGCAUUCAAUCGUCGUCCGUCACUCAGUUGCAUAAAACGCACACGACGCACGCCAUGCACAUGUGCAUCACUCGUGCUGCAGCCAUCACACAUGAUGUGC
Messenger RNA from Salpingoeca rosetta, 2004 nucleotides. RefSeq lists its product as uncharacterized. The record is from RefSeq and is a predicted model, not a curated record. Gene Ontology annotation, cellular component: SNARE complex; endoplasmic reticulum. Bases 82 to 1656 code for a protein of 524 amino acids. Lineage: Eukaryota; Choanoflagellata; Craspedida; Salpingoecidae. Gene Ontology annotation, biological process: retrograde vesicle-mediated transport, Golgi to endoplasmic reticulum. The transcript has a single exon.